GCUCGGCUCCGGCCACCCAGACCGGGAGCAGGCGCUGGCCGCUCAGGGGAAGCAGCAUCGCGGAGGAGACUGGCGCUAGGAUGGUUCCCCCACCGCCCGUCAACAAGCCCCAUGCCUGCCUUUCCACUGUCCUCAUCAUGAGCAGCUUAGUGCUGAUGGAUGCUUACCUGGUGGAGCAGAACCAAGGCUCCAGGAAACUGGGCAUCUGCAUCAUGGUCUCGGUGGGCGACGUCUGCUUCCUACUGGUGCUCCGGUACAUGGCGGUCUGGGUUGGGGCCGAGGUGAGGACAGCCAAGCGCGGUUACGCCAUGAUCCUCUGGUUCCUUUAUGUCUUCGUGUUGGAGAUCAAGGUCUACUUUGUUUACCAGAACUACAAGGCUGACCGGAAGAGCCUGGACCUUCUGGCACGCAAAGCCCUGACCCUGCUGCUGUCCGUCUGCAUCCCAGCCCUCUAUGUGCUGCUGGUGGCCACUGAGCACAUGGACUACGUCCGGACAUUCAAGAAGAAGGAGGACCUCCGCAACCGCCUCUUCUGGGUCAUCAUUGACAUGCUGGACGUGCUGGACAUCCAGGCCAACCUGUGGGAGCCCCAGAAGAAAGGGCUGCCCCUCUGGGCCGAGGGCCUGAUGUUCUUCUACUGCUACAUUUUGCUCUUGACUCUCCCUUGCGUGUCCCUGUGCGAGAUCAGCAUGCAAGGGUUCAACAUCGUGCCGCACCGGAUGAUGCUUUAUCCCCUGCUGAGCCUGCUCACUGUCAACAUUGCCACCCUCUUCAUCCGGGGGAGCAACAUGGUCUUCUUCCGGGAUGCCCGGGUUUCGGGCAUCUUCAUGGGCAAGAAUGUGUUGGCCAUCGUGCUGAAGCUCUGUAUGUUUGUGCAGUACCAGAAGCAGCUGCGACGCGAGCCGGCGGGGUUCAACGCCGAGCCCCAGCACAGCGUCACGCCCCAGCCUGCCCUGCAGCUGUUGAAAUCCCAGAACCAGACGCCCGGCCCCGAAGCGCUGGGCCCAGAGAACACGUGACCUGAGGCAGGCACCGCAGACUGGGCAUAGAGUGAUACCUCUGUUUGGGGUUGGACCCUAACAAUGGCAGAGUACCGGUGCUUGCCGAGCCCCCACCCAAUGUUGGUUUCUCCAGGAAGUCUGUGAGCGACCCCUCCUUGCUUUGCACGGACAAACUGACCAGUCACAUCCUAGCUGAGCAUGGGGCUGGGGAACAGCCAAUGGUAGCCAGCCCCCGAGGCCAGCUGGCGGACCCUGUAGAGAGGCUAUCGAAGGGGAACAGGCAGUGCCAGGCGACAGGGUCUAUCCCUGCUUGCUCCCCUGUAUUCCUUCAAUUGCGAGGGUGUCGUAGUGUGAUGGCUCUGUGAUGGGCCUGCUGGGAAUGUCCUGGGGGGACACAAUCUGAGUGGACUCCCUGCACAGUCACUGUGAGGUCAGAGUCAGCCGAGGAAUCUAACAGUGCCGGAGGGCACCCGUUCUGCCCUCGAUUGAGUCUCCUGGGCCCCUCUCUCUGCACGCCCACACGUUCCCCCCAACACACAUACUCUGCUGCCUGUUCCCUCUUCGGGAGUGCAGGAUCCCCCAGGGCAGUGGUGCUGGAGCUGCCCAGCCCCCAGACGCCCAAUGGGACUCACUGGCUUGUGGGCCUUCUUCAUGAGCAUCUUCCUUUUUCCAAUAAACGAGAGUCCAAGCCC
Messenger RNA from Gopherus flavomarginatus (Mexican gopher tortoise), 1693 nucleotides. Its product is annotated as transmembrane protein 121-like. The transcript has 2 exons. Bases 81 to 1019 code for a protein of 312 amino acids. The record is from RefSeq and is a predicted model, not a curated record. NCBI's taxonomy places the organism in Eukaryota, Metazoa, Chordata, Testudines, Testudinidae.